Molecule: messenger RNA, 1364 nt
Organism: Procambarus clarkii (red swamp crayfish)
Lineage: Eukaryota; Metazoa; Arthropoda; Malacostraca; Decapoda; Cambaridae
Source: RefSeq, a predicted model, not a curated record
CUGACGCCGUAAACACAACACACCGCCCUACGGUGUCCUAGUCUCCCUACAACACUCACCUCUGUCACCGUUGUUGUGGCGUGAUAGUGAAGGACUGUGAGGAAGAUGAGAGAGUGAGGACAUGAGGAAGAUGAGAGGGUGAGAUAAGAGGGCAGAGAGGCUGGCCGUCAUGCGUUCCCCACCUGGUUGAGAACGUGAAACACGACACCCAGUUCAUCAUGCGGUAUUAACUUGUGUAUAACAGUACAGUACUUUCAGUUCCACAACAAGGCUCGGCACCAACUGGAGAAUCGGCAAUGAAUUUUGAGCCAACUGAACACCAGCAUGUGAGGUUCAACCCUCUUCGAGGUGACUGGGUACUCGUUUCUCCCCAUCGCAUGAAGAGGCCGUGGGCAGGUCAAGUGGAAAAGCCCACCGAGGAGGAUAUCCCAACUCACGAUCCAGAGAAUCCUCUUUGUCCUAGGGUCACUAGACCCGGUGGUCAGGUCAACCCUGAUUAUGAGUCGACAUUUGUCUUCACCAAUGAUUUUCCGGCACUACUGGAAGAUGUACCAUCCCCACCAGAAAGCGAUGACCCACUAUUCCGUGCGAGCCAAGCUCGAGGAACAUGCCGAGUUAUGUGUUUCCAUCCUCACACCAACAUUACUCUGCCACUCAUGUCCCAAGAGGAGAUACGAGCGGUGAUAGACAGGUGGAUCAUGGAAUUGGAAGAGCUGGGCAAGAAGUACAUAUGGGUCCAGAUUUUUGAGAAUAAGGGAGCUGUCAUGGGAUGCUCUAAUCCUCACCCUCAUUGUCAAAUUUGGGCAUCAUCCUUCAUGCCAAAUGAGCCACGACUCAAGGAUGUACACCAAAGGGAAUACUACUUGAAACAUGGGAGGCCAAUGCUAAUGGAUUAUGUUACCAGAGAACUUGAAAAAGAGGAGCGACUGGUUGUGACGAAUGAUCACUGGGUUGUGGUAGUUCCAUAUUGGGCAGUGUGGCCAUACGAGACGAUGAUUCUUCCUCGUCGUCAUGUUAUACGCAUGACAGACCUCUCAAGUGAUGAGAAAGACAGUCUAGCAGACAUUAUCAAGAAGCUGACAACAAAGUAUGACAAUCUCUUCAACUGCUGCUUCCCAUAUUCCAUGGGCUGGCAUGGGGCACCUACUGGUCCUCACCUGGAGGAGGAUGAGAAGCACUGGGUAUUCCAUGGUUGUUAUUACCCACCUCUGCUUCGCUCAGCCACUGUUAAAAAGUUCAUGGUGGGCUACGAGAUGUUGGCCCAGGCCCAACGUGACUUAACAGCUGAGCAAGCUGCACAGAAGCUGAGAGAACUACCAGGAGUUCACUAUAAACUUAUAAAUAAUAAAUAGUGUUCAAUAUAA